Molecule: messenger RNA, 1598 nt
Organism: Haliotis rufescens (red abalone)
Lineage: Eukaryota; Metazoa; Mollusca; Gastropoda; Lepetellida; Haliotidae
Product: sulfotransferase 1B1-like
Exons: 6
Coding region: 578-1525 (315 amino acids)
Biological process (GO): sulfation
Cellular component (GO): cytoplasm
Molecular function (GO): sulfotransferase activity
Source: RefSeq, a predicted model, not a curated record
AACUGUGUGUGAGGAAGUCCAUUGAAGUGAGUAACAGUUGCAAUGUUAUAACACCUGUUCCAAAAUGAAUUGCAACUAGCACAUGUGUGUGUAUUAGAACGUGUCUGUUCCAUAAAGAACAAACACGACAUACAAAAACGUAAUAACUCAAUAAAAAAACUUACAUAAAUCAUGAUAUAUUAAAGUGGUUAAAUGUUGUCCAUCAUAUCUUGGAACAUAAAUCGGUAAAAAUUAAUAAUAAAUAGUAUUAACAGUUCCAUGUUCUUUUUCACUGCCAAUAUUAUAAUAUAGAAUAUUAUCUUCACUAUAAAAUGUUUCAAACAUGACGGUUGUUAUUGAAACUAAUAUUUAUUUGCUCACAAAUUGUUUUUUUGUUCCUCGGAAGAUAUUCCAAUAUUUCAUUGCUACCUUCAGAGGUAAGAGCGUGACUAUAAAUUCAAGCGCGUGUCUAUCGAACUCAUGAUAUCCGAUGAGCUAUUGUGUGACGUUGUGUCUCGUAAAAAAUUAGGAUUCACAUUCGCAAUAUUCCAAUAUAAAACUGAACUGUGAUUGAAACGAGUGUUAUUGUCACGUUUAGAUGUUCUCAUCUGGCGCCAUGUCUCAAGGGAUAACGGUCUGUGGCAAUGAGAUUGAACUGAACAACCCUGGACAAGACCUGGUUCAUGUCAAGGACAGAAGUGGUAAGGCGUACUCACUACAACGCUAUGAUGGCGUCUAUUACAACACUUUCUACAACGUUGCUCAUCUUCAGCAGAUCAAAGGAUUUAAACUGCGCGCGGAUGACGUUUACUUUGCUGGAUAUUUGAGGACAGGAACACACUGGACGUAUGAAAUGAUGAGUAUGCUCUUGAAAGGUAAAGCAGAAACCGCGCCAAUCUGGAAAGGGGCGAACCAGUUAGAGAUUGUGGGGGUUGCAGUCCUGGACGCGCUACCUUCUCCACGAAUUAUUAAUUCCCAUGUCAGUUUGUUCCAUUCCCCUGAUGAUCUGAUAGAGAAGAAAUGUAGAAUUGUGUAUUCCCUGAGGGACCCCAGAGAUGUUGCCGUUUCUAUGUAUAACCUGAGUCGUUCUGGAUCUGUUGUGACCAACUACACAGGAGACUUCAAGGAUUAUUUUUACCUCUUUCUUGAAGGGAAAGCUGAUGUUAAUGGAUACUUUGAUCACAUGAAGAAGGCUGAAAACUUUCUUCAACAACAUCCGGACAUCCCUGUACUCACAGUAGUGUAUGAAGAGAUGCUUGAGAAUAAGCUCAUGGCAGUUGAAAGGCUGGCAGGUUUUCUUGGCGUCCAGAAGAAUGUUGGUCUCUUUGAAGCUGUUGCUGAAAAAUGCCAGUUUUCAAAAAUGGUGGUUGACAAGAGUGCAUACACUAUAAAGUUCAGUGGAGAAAACUCUAUUUUCCGAAAAGGUGUGAGUGGUGACUGGAAGAACUGGUUCACUGACGAAAUGUUGGAGGACUACAUCCGUGUGUAUAACGAAGAAAUGUCCGGCUCACGAUUCUACCGCAAAGAGUAUGUACGGCAGAAGUAGUCCCUCAUCACAGAAUAUAGCCUUGAGGAAUAAAAGCAAACAGUCGAAUGUAUACUCAAAUCAUAUAUAUAUA